Messenger RNA from Rotaria sp. Silwood2, 1290 nucleotides. Lineage: Eukaryota; Metazoa; Rotifera; Eurotatoria; Philodinida; Philodinidae. The record is from the annotation of a GenBank genome assembly.
AUGGCUCAACCAGGAACAAAAUAUGGACUUCCAUUUCCUGUUUUAGCUCGAUCAGCAUUUGGUACAUGGGGUGCUAAUAUACCAGCUAUGCUUCGAGGACUUGUUGCUUGUGGAUGGCUUGGUAUCAAUGUAUUUUUAGGUGAUGAAGCUCUUAAAACAUUUGUUAUAGCUGUUUGGCCUAGUUAUGAAUACUUUGGACAUAAUUGGACAUUUCUUGGUUUAUCUACUCCAAGUUGGUUAACAUUUGGUUUAUGUUUAUCAAUACAUGUUAUAAUUAUUUAUUAUGGUAUGGAAGCAGUUAAGAAAUUUGCAAAUUGGGCAGCACCAAUUGUACUUAUUAUGACUACUGCUCUUCUUGUUUGGUUAGCUGUAAAAGCUAAAGGUUUAGGCUCUAUGUUAUAUAAACCAUCAAAAUUCGAAACAUUUCAUGAAUUUUGGGUUAUAUUUGUGCCUUCAUUGACAAUUGGUUUUUGGUCAACUCUUGCAUUAAAUAUUCCCGAUUUUACACGAUUUGGUCGAAGUCACCGUGAUCAAAUGCUUGGCCAAUCACUUGGAUUACCUUUGACUAUGCUCAUAUUUAGCUCAAUGGUUGUUAUUAUAACAAGUACAGCACAAGAUGUUCUUGUUAAUGGGACAGGAAAUUUAUGGGACCCUGUUUAUUUACUUUCCGUUAUAACUUCUCCUUCUCAUGCUUUUUUUUCAACACCAAUACGUAUUAUCAUAGCUAUUAUUUCAUUAUUAGGUAUGCUAAUAGUAACUGUUUCAGUAAAUAUAGCAGCAAAUGUUGUUUCACCAGCAAAUGAUUUUGCUAAUUUAUCACCACGAUAUAUUUCAUUUAAAACUGGUGGUUUAAUAAUUUGUAUUUUAUCUGUUGUUAUUAUGCCUUGGAAAUUAUUAUCAAGUUCAGAAGAAUAUGUAUUUACAUGGUUAAUUGGUUAUUCAGCAUUAUUAGGUCCUAUUGCUGGCAUAAUUAUUGGAGAUUAUUAUCUAUUAAGAAGACAAACAUUAGAAAUUUUUGAAUUGUAUUGUGAUACUUAUCCACUAUAUACUAAUCGAGCUAUGAAUUGGAUUUCUAUGUUUGCACUUGUAAUUGGAAUUGCACCAAACAUGCCGGGGUUUAUAAGAAGUUUACAACUUAAUCAAAAUCGAGAAAAAACAUUUUUUGAUCAUAUUUAUAUUUAUGCUUGGUUUGUUGGGUUAUUUUUGGCUGGAUUUAUUUAUGUCAUAACUAUGUUAAUACAUAAACGAGUGAAUUUUAAUAGAAUUAGAUGUCAUUUUUUGAAUAAAUGA